AUGUCGACGCACACAAUUGAUGUGGAUGAAGUGAAUGAGUAUAAUGACAAUGUUGAUGACCGUAAUGAAAGUUUAAUGGAAAUGGACCCAACAGUGCAUAUGUGUUUUGAAUCAAUGAUUAAAGCUAAAAAAUUUUACACAAACUACGCCAUUAGAAGUGGGUUUACCGUGCGGACUAGAACUUCUAAAAAAGAUAAAGACAACAACGUGUACUACUUGAGAAUAGUUUGUUUAAGGGAGGGUAAAUAUGUGUCUUCCGUCAAACCAGUUGUCAAAACACUUCCAAGUCAAAUUAACCAAUGUCCUGCUGGGAUAACCAUUGCAAAGAAGGAGGAGAAGUGGUUUAUAAGGACCGUUGUUCUGGACCACAACCAUGAUCUUUGCCCAAAUAACUCCAAACUAUUUGCAGCGAAUAGAAAGUUAAGCAUGCAAGCAAAACACACCUUGGAGGUCAACCAUGAUGCUGGAGUUAGGUUAAAUAAGAGUUUCCUUAGCAUUGUGAACGAUGCCGGGGGCUAUGAAAACAUGGACUUCGUCGAGCGGGACGCUCGAAACUACAUUGGCCAACAUAGAAGAUCUUUAUGUAAGGAUGGUGAUGGUCAGGCACUCCUACGACACUUUUCUUCAAUGAAAGAUAGAAAUAACGAGUUCUUCUAUGACAUUGCACUGGAUGAAGCGAAUAAAAUCUGUAGUGUGUUUUGGGCUGAUGCAAGAAGUUGUGCUGCAUGUGAAGAAUUUGGUGAUGUUGUUUCCUUUGACACAACUUACUUAACAAAUAAGUACGACAUGCCAUUUGCGCCUUUUGUUGGAGUUAACCAUCAUGGACACUCCAUUUUACUUGGUUGUGGAUUGUUGUCUUCGGAAGACACUGUCUCAUUUGUAUGGUUGUUCCAAUGUUGGCUAAGAUGCAUGCGUAAUAAGAGUCCUCAAGGUAUUAUUACUGACCAAUGCAGGGCAAUGGCCAACGCUAUUGAACAAGUCUUUCCUGAUACGAGGCACAGGUGGUGUUUAUGGCACAUCCUGAAGAAGUUGCCUGAAAAAUUGCACGGGUAUAGAAAUAAUCCCUCUAUCAAAACCGAACUACAUGCGCUUAUAUAUGAUUGUGUUUGUCCAAGACAAUUUGAAAACGGUUGGGAGGAACUACUUACCAAACAUGGAUUGGAGCAAAAUGAAUAG
This is a messenger RNA of Vigna umbellata (rice bean), 1176 nucleotides long. RefSeq names its product protein FAR1-RELATED SEQUENCE 5-like. The record is from RefSeq and is a predicted model, not a curated record. Lineage: Eukaryota; Viridiplantae; Streptophyta; Magnoliopsida; Fabales; Fabaceae.